GCCCCUCCCGCUACACGCCGCGGUUGCGAACCACACCACCGGGGCUGCUCGCCUGAGCCUCGGCGGCCGCGGAGAUGAAACCAGAGCCGCUGACGCUGCCGCCGUCACCCAAUUGGUACUGCACGCGCUGCAGCGACGCGGCGCCCGGAGGCAUCUUUGGCUUCGCAGCGCGGACCUCCGUCUUCCUCGUCCGCGUGGGCCCGAGCGCGGGCGCGAACCCAGGGGCGCCCCCGUUUCGAGUUGUAGGAGAGUUGGUGGGACACACUGAAAGAGUAUCCGGCUUCACUUUUUCUCAUCACCCUGGACAGUACAACCUCUGUGCCACCAGCUCCGAUGAUGGGACUGUGAAAAUCUGGAAUAUAGAGACCAAGGCAGUGGUGACAGAGCACUCACUCCAUCAGCACACAAUAUCAGCCCUGCAUUGGUCUCCGACAGUUAAGGACUUAAUAGUCUCUGGGGAUGAAAAAGGAGUUGUUUUCUGUUACUGGCUUAACAGAAAUGACAGCCAGCACUUCUUCCCGGAGCCCAGGACCAUUUUCUGUCUUACUUGUUCACCUCAUCAUGAAGAUUUAUUAGCCAUUGGCUACAAGGAUGGUAUAGUGGUUAUCAUUGACAUCAGUAAGAAGGGAGAAGUCAUUCACAGGCUUCGAGGUCAUGAUGAUGAGAUCCACUCCAUAGCCUGGUGUCCUUUGUCUGGUGAAGACUGCUUACCCGUAAACCAAGAGGAAAACUCAGAAGAGCCUGACAUUCCCAAUGGGAAACUUGUAGCAGAAACCCCCAUCACAAAAGGCUGCUACUUAGCCACGGGAAGCAAGGAUCAGACCAUUCGAAUCUGGAGCUGUUCCCGAGGGCGGGGGAUAAUGGUUUUGAAAUUGCCCUUUCUGAAGAGGAGAGGAGGGGGUGUGGACCCAGCAGUUAAAGAACGUCUUUGGUUGACACUUCAUUGGCCCAACAACCAGCCAACACAACUGGUAUCCAGUUGUUUUGGGGGCGAGCUGCUGCUGUGGGACCUCACCCAGUCGUGGAGACGGAAGUACACGCUCUUCAGCACCUCAACAGAAGGGCAGAAUCACUCCAGAAUCAUCUUCAACUUGUGUCCCCUGAAGACUGAAGAUGGCAAGCAGCUGCUACUGUCCACGUCCAUGGACAGAGAUGUAAAAUGUUGGGACAUGACCACUCUGGAGUGCUGCUGGACAUUGCCUUCUCUUGGAGGUUUUGCCUACAGCCUGGCCUUUUCUCCUGUGGAUGUGGGCUGCUUGGCCAUAGGUGUUGGCGAUGGCAUGAUCCGGGUGUGGAAUACGCUCUCCAUAAAGAACAACUAUGAAGUGAAAAGCUUCUGGCAAGGAGUCAAGUCCAAGGUUACAGCGCUCUGCUGGCACCCAAACAAGGAGGGCUGCUUGGCGUUCGGAACUGAUGAUGGAAAAGUGGGAUUGUAUGAUACCUGUUCCAACAAACCUCCACAGAUUUCAAGCACGUAUCAUAAGAAGACUGUGUACAGGUUGGCUUGGGGGCCACCAGUCCCCCCAAUGUCACUUGGAGGGGAAGGAGACAGGCCUUCCCUCACCUUGUACAGCUGUGGAGGGGAAGGCAUUGUGCUGCAACAUAACCCCUGGAAGCUCAGCGGAGAGGCCUUCAACAUCAACAAGCUUGUGAGGGACACCAAUUCCAUCAGAUAUAAACUGCCUGUGCACACAGAGAUCAGCUGGAAAGGAGAUGGCAAGGUCAUGGCUCUGGGCAAUGAAGAUGGGUCAAUAGAAAUAUUCCAAGUUCCCAACUUGAAACUACUCUGCACCAUCCAGCAGCACCACAAACUGGUGAAUGCCAUAGUCUGGCACCAUGAGCACGGCAGCCGUCCAGAGCUGAGCUGCCUCAUAGCUUCUGGCUCCAACAAUGCAGUCAUCUACGUGCACAAUUUGAGAACUGUUCUAGAGAGCAAUCCUGAGUCUCCAGUAACCAUCACAGAGCCUUUCCGGACCCUCUCAGGACACACAGCCAAGGUUACCAGUCUGGCGUGGAGCCCUCAUCAUGAUGGAAGGCUGGUAUCUGCUUGCUAUGAUGGCACAGCUCAGGUAUGGGAUGCCCUCCGGGAAGAGCCUCUGUUCAAUUUCCGAGGACAUCAAGGCCGGCUGCUAUGUGUGGCGUGGUCCCCAGUGGACCCAGAAUGCAUCUACUCGGGUGCAGAUGACUUCUGUGUAUACAGGUGGCUAACCUCCAUGCAGGACCAUUCCCGGCCUCCUCAAGGAAAAAAAUGUAUUGAACUAGAAAAAAAACGGCUCUCUCAGCCUAAGCCAAAGCUUAAAAAGAAGAAAAAACCCACCCUGCGACUACCUGUAAAGCAAGAUUCAUCCAUUGUCACUGAAGAUGAGAGUUCGAGGGAGACCUCGGGACCUGUUGAGAAUGGUGUGUCGGACCAGGAUGGUGAGGAGGAAGCCCAGGAGCCAGAGCUGCCACCAUCUCCAGUAGUUUCUGGUGAAGCUGUUUCCUGCAUUGCUGUUUCCUUAGGUGUUGAAAAGUCAAAAGUCACAGUUAAUAGCAAAGCCACCUCACUGAAAAAGGAGCCACCCAAAGAGAAGCCAGAAGCCUUACUCAAGAAAAGGAAGGCUCGCUCCAUGCUCCCCCUGAGCACAAGCUUAGACCACAGGUCCAAAGAGGAACUCCAUCGAGACUGUUUGGUACUAGCAACUGCAACACAUGCCAAAGCAGAGCUAAAUGAAGAUGUGUCUGCUGACCUUGAAGAGCGAUUCCACUUGGGCCUCUUCACAGACAGGGCUACUCUGUACAGGAUGAUGGAAACAGAAGGAAAAGGCCACCUGGAGAGCGGCCACCCUGAGCUUUUUCACCAGCUCAUGCUCUGGAAAGGCGAUCUGAAAGGUGUUCUCCAAGCAGCAGCAGAGAGAGGAGAGCUUACAGACAGCCUCGUGGCUGUGGCACCAGUAGCUGGCUAUAGUGUGUGGCUGUGGGCCGUGGAAGCCUUUGCCAAGCAGCUGUGUUUCCAAGAUCAGUAUGUCAAGGCUGCCUCUUACCUGCUGUCCAUCCACAAAGUGUAUGAAGCUGUGGAACUUCUCAAGUCAAAUCAUUUCUACAGAGAAGCUAUCGCAGUUGCCAAGGCUCGACUACGCCCUGAAGACCCCGUCCUGAAGGACCUGUACCUCAGCUGGGGGUCUAUCCUGGAGAGAGAUGGCCACUACGCAAUCGCAGCCAAGUGCUACUUAGGAGCCACUUCCGCCUAUGAUGCAGCCAAAGUUCUGGCAAGAAAGGGAGACGCAGCCUCACUCAGAACAGCUGCAGAGCUGGCUUCUAUAGCAGGAGAAAGUGAACUGGCUGCUUCCCUGGCUCUCAGAUGUGCCCAAGAGCUGCUUCUGGUGAAGAACUGGGUGGGCGCACAGGAAGCCUUGGGGCUACAUGAAAGCUUGCAGGGCCAGAGACUGGUCUUCUGCCUCCUUGAGCUUCUUUGCCGGCACUUGGAAGAAAAGCAGCCUCCAGAGGUCAGAAGCCCCUCCUCCAUUUAUCACCAGUGGGCUACAGGCUCUGAAGGAAACCUGGUGCAGAGAGUGACUGGUGUGUGGCGCAGCACCUUCAGUGUGGACACACCAGAGCAGUGUCGGGCUGCCUUGAAGAAGCUGCAGAAUGUCAAGUAUCCGUCUGCAACAAGUAACACUCCCUUCAGACAGCUGCUGCUUCACGUCUGCCAUGACCUGACCCUGGCAAUACUGAGCCAACAGACUGCCUCCUGGGAGGAGGUUGUACCAGCACUGCUGCAGGCUGUUCUUCAGAGCUACACCUCAGGGAACUUCACCCUCAUGCAGGAAAUCUACUCAGCCUUUCUCCCAAGUGGCUGUGACUACCUACGAGACAAACUGGGUGACCUAUCUCUUGCCACUGCAGCUUUCAAAAGCUUAGAGGCCUUUUUUAUUUAUGGGCAACUGUAUGAAGUCUGGUGGUCGCUCUGUGGGCCUGGCCCUGAGUCCAGCAUCUGGGUGAAAAGCACAGUACCUGCGGAGCAGAGGGAGCCAGAGGACAGUGCCAGUGCCGAAGACACGGAGCCUGGGGCUGCUGCUCCUCAGCCACGGUCAAGCCCACCUUCAGGCCCAGGUCUCAGGCUCAGUGGAGAGAGUGAGCGUUUACUUAGUUCCUGCAGAGAGCUAUUCUCAGAAAGGCACGCCAGCCUCCAGGCCUCCCAGAGGACUGUUGCUGAAGUCCAGGAGACACUGGCAGAAAUGAUCCGCCAGCACCAGAAGAGUCAGCUCUGCAAGGCUACAGCCAACGGUCCCAGCACAGAUGACCCUGGCCAGGAAGCAGAGCAGGCUCCUUCCCAACCUCAGAGCCCAAGCAGAGAAGAAAGAAAUGCAUCGGUCUCUCUCCCUGAAUUAACCAGAAGGCUUACAGAGGCGAAUAAGAGAAUAGCUGAGUUUCCAGAGAGUGUAAAGGCCUGGCCCUUCCCAGAUGUGCUAGAGUGCUGCCUUGUCUUGCUUCACAUCGGGUCCCAGUGGCCUGGUGCCGUGAACUCUGAGAUGCAGCAACAGGCCGAGGAGCUCCUUCAGAAAUAUGGCCACACUAGAGCUUACAGAAGAUACUGCCAGACCCUGCACACAUGAACUUCCAGAGGCCAUAAAACCGUGUCACACAUGUAACAGCUUUCUUCUCAGUCACAGCUCACCUGGCCUUCACCCUGAUCUUCAAUGGAAAGAUGCUGUGAUCACCUGACAUCUGAGGGUGAAGCUUGGAUCCACUUACAAUGGAACCCGCCUGGUGCCUCCCAAGUGGUCUCCUGUAAUGGAGCAGAGAGCCAGCAGGGUCGCUCAGAACCAGCCCUCACCAAGACUAUCGUCUCCAGCCUUACGUGGUUUCCCCAAAGAGAAAACCUUUGUACUCACCCAAAGUCUGUCCAUCCCAGAUGCAGCUGCCUGUAUAAAUCCUUACCUUCGGAAGCGUAGCAUUCUGUGGGAGGUGCAUUCGACACACAGCGCUGUUGGGUUAGGGCUUUCCCACUUCUCAAAGACUAAAGGAAUUGGCCUUGCCCAUCGUGUUGACUUAAACAUUAGCUUUCUGAGAACAGAGCUAAUGGUGUCCUCCAGAUUUUGUGACAUGACUGGUGGUGGUCAGUCAGCUCAGGAAAAAAAUCACUGUUAGUGGUUCUUUAAUCUUUGGGGUCAUAAAACCCUUUUUGAGAAUUGACUAAAACACAGCCUGGAGAACAGCGCCUAUUUCCUCAUUUUACCUGUGCCUCCCAGAUCAUUAGACUUCACUUUACACCCUGGAACCCCAAGUCCUAUUUAUUCACCAGCCCUAGUUACCACACAGCAGGACAGGUCAGAGGCUGAUGCCUCCACCAUCACUGCUGUAGAAUGGGAAAAGCAGAUGUGCUCAGGUUGGGUGGGCAAAGCAUACCUUCUUCCUGUCUGUCUUGAGGUUCAUUGUGAAGGCUUCAUCUGUGGGCAUCAAGAAAUAGUCCCAGCUGGAACUCCAUGGGAUGUGCAUUUUGAGAUAAUUCUGUGUGCCUGGCUUUGGGGGUCUAAAAAAUGCUAAGCCCCAAGAAAAGGAAGUACUGUACCAUUGUAUAAACUCUAGGAAGAUGCACUGGUUUUAAAGGCAAGAGACUUGACAAAUGUGAGUGGGUUUGACUACAUAAAGGACGGGAUAAUUCCAAGCAUUUUCAUCUACAGAACAGGAAAGGUUAGCUCCCUCCACUUGAAUAAAGAGUAGUUGGUAACUACAAACUCACCUUUGUGAUUUGCUGAAACCAGCACUUGUUGGGAGCAACCCUGCAUACUGCAGUAACCUCUGUUACUGCUGGGAAAAACCAGAAGCAGGAGGAAUUCAAUCAAGUCUAGCCUGGACUCUGAAGCAAGACCGUGUUUCAGAAAUAGUCGUAAUAAUCCAAUGAGCUAGAGUGAUGGUUCAGGUUAAGAGCACUGGCUGUUCUUCCAUAGGACCUGGGUUCAAUUUUAACCACACAUGGUGGCUUACAGCCAUCUGUAAGUCCAAUUCCAGGAGAUCCAACACCCUCUUCUGACCUCCACAUCACCAGAUACACCCAUAGUACAUAAACAUACACAUUCACCCAAUAGAAAAAUGAGAAUGACAGCCGUUUUCCUCUUCAACUGCUCAUUUCAAUAAUGUGUGUUAUCAACUUGCUAACAUUUGGAUAUUAUUACUUCUGUAUCCCCUACUUAUGAGAAUCACAAAGUCAGAGAUGCAAAGCUGUUCACUCAAAGUUCUAGCAGAAAGCAUGUAUUACUAAGCAAUCUUUAGGGGGAUGGUCUAGACCCAUUCAGUUACCUUGCUCUGCAUCUGCUCGUAGUGCUCCCUACUCCUCCAGCAAUGACUGCAUUCCCUUCUCUUUCUGCACCUCCACCUCCUGCCUCUUCUCAGCACCUUGCCCUGCAUGGAGUCUUGUCCAGCUGCUGCCACCUUGAAUUUUUCCCUAAAAAACACUCCCUGUCUCUUAAUCUCAGUGCCCUUAUACAGUUCAGGCUAUAUGUGUGUAAGUCAUUUACUGUCUGGCUACAGGUAGGUUACCUGCAGUGGGGAGGACAGUGUCGUCAAUUGCUCAUUCCAACACUUAAGUAGAUACUUAGUGAAAGCUCAUUGGCUGAAUAAGCUAAGAAACUAGUAAUUUGCAAACACAGGGCUCUUCAUUCCCUCCCCCCACACACACACCGCUAGUACCUCCUCCACCAGAGGACACCCCCCUUCAUUCAGCCCUGAGCUCACAUGACAGCUCUCGUGGCUGUCCUCUAGCAGCACCUCUUGUAUGUAGUGCCAGGUCCACUUUUCAUCUUGGCAGUCUUAGUCUGUCCUCGGAGAAAAGCGGAAUUCUUUGAAUGUUCCCGUCCCUUUCUAAGACCCAGUAGCACGCCAGAGCACUGUUACUGAGAGCCACUCUGCUGCCUUCACCAGAGACCUCACAGGUAUCUUAGUGCAAACCCACCAGCACAAGUUCUAGAUCUGUUGGGUACAGUGGUGCAAACCAACUCGCUAUUCAGGCAGAUGGCUCGAAGAUCAGGGCCAGCCUAUGUAACACAAGACCCUGACUAGAAGGACCCCAAUACCUGACUAUCUACCUUUUUGUGCCAAUAGAAAAGUCUGGAAAAAAACUAACUUAAGUCUUAAGUUCGAGGUGUCCUGCAGAAUUCCCUUGAGCCUAACCCACUAUUUAUGAGUGGCCAGGGAGAAUACAAUUAAAACUAUUCUGUCCUAGUAAGGCCCAACAGCCAGUAAGGCCCUCAAUGAGACCUUCCUUCCAAGGCUGAUUGGUUCUGAGGUACACCAAUCCUGUCACAGAUACCAGUUCCUAGCUACCAAAGACCACACCUCAUGCCAGUGGUUAAAAAGCAAUCUUUAUUUUACAAAAUUAAAAACAUAAAUAAUAUUUACAAGCAUCUUAAAUACCAGCUUUAAUACUUGACAUUUUGUAAUCAUUUCAAAUUCAGUUUUCCACAGCUUUUAAAAUGGAAGCCCACUGCUUCGAUGAGCUGCUGCCAUCUAUCUCUGCCUCCCAAAGAAGUUUCUGCUUUCUCAAAAUUGUACUUUCUAUAGCUAUUUAAAAGCCAGUGUGCUCCUAAAUG
Messenger RNA from Myodes glareolus (Bank vole), 7568 nucleotides. It is a transcript of the gene Gemin5, whose product is annotated as gem nuclear organelle associated protein 5. Gene Ontology annotation, molecular function: mRNA 3'-UTR binding; protein binding. The record is from RefSeq and is a predicted model, not a curated record. Lineage: Eukaryota; Metazoa; Chordata; Mammalia; Rodentia; Cricetidae. Gene Ontology annotation, cellular component: SMN complex; nucleus. Gene Ontology annotation, biological process: spliceosomal snRNP assembly.